Nerophis lumbriciformis (worm pipefish) is the source of this 1275-nucleotide messenger RNA. NCBI's taxonomy places the organism in Eukaryota, Metazoa, Chordata, Actinopteri, Syngnathiformes, Syngnathidae. The record is from RefSeq and is a predicted model, not a curated record.
AUGCUUCAGGGCAAUACAGCUGCAGGGCAAGCGUCAUUUUGGCUAUUGGUUGUAUUUUCACUUCACAGCUUGGCACUCUGCAGCCGCAAUGCCUCCAGGUUUUCUCCGCGGACCUUUUCUGGCCAUUCCGAGGACCGCAUGGACCCAUCAAUAUUCGAUGGCUCCGGCUCCGGGUUCCAGCCUGAACCGGUGAGGAGACAACGCGGAUCACACAGACAUCCUCUCAGGCACUACUUUAUCUCAGAAGAGGCCAAUCGCUCCCUGCGUAGUUUCCUGACCACUGUCUUUGUCCCCACUGUCUACACUCUGGUCUUUAUCAUCGGUGUACCCCUCAACUUUGUUGCUGCGGUAAUGUUUGUGUACCCCAUCCGUCCGAGAAAGCCCGCUGUCAUCUACAUGUUGAACCUGGCAUGUGCUGACCUGCUCUUCGGCCUGCUGCUUCCCUUCAAGAUAGCCUACCAUUACCACGGCAACAACUGGACCUACGGCCCGGUCAUGUGCAGGGUUGUGACCGCAUCCUUCUACAGCAAUAUGUACUGCUCGGUCCUACUCAUGGCGUGUAUCGCUACCGACCGCCUCCUGGCCGUGGUCUACCCUAUGAACUCGCUGACGUGGCGCAGUCGUCGUAUGGCGUGGGCCGCAUGCGCUUCCAUGUGGUUGCUGGCUGUCGCUGGAGUGGCUCCUCUCUUGGCCUCGGAUCAGACCGCCUACUUGCCUCGCCUGGAUAUCACAACCUGCCACGAUGUGCAAGAUUUCAAAGAACUGAAAUCCUUUUAUCAUUACUUCUUCCUUAUCUACUGCUCAGUCUUCUUCUUCAUCCCUCUUGUGGUCACGGUGGUAAGCUAUGCGCGUAUCAUCCGGGCCUUGGCGGCUUCCAACGUGGAGAACCGUUCCAAAAAGACACGGGCAAUGGUGAUGACUGCGGUCAUGCUGGUCAUGUUUGUGGUGUGCUUCACCCCCGCUAACAUCAUUCUAAUGGUCCACUACGUUGCGGUCAUUCACAAAUCUGGCGACUCCUCCUACCGGGCCUACCUGCUAGCUAUGUGCGCAGGGAGCCUCAGCUGCUGCCUGGACCCACUCCUCUACUACUUCGGCUCGUCCCAGUGCAGGAAACGGGUGUUAGCUCUGUUCGGAUGCCGGCGCCUGUAUCAGAUGGCGAGUGGCUCACGCACGCAGAGCACCAGAACCAGUGUGUGGAGCGACGACAGUAAGUCGUGCAAAUUGGAGGUGGUUCAAAAUGCAGCAGCAGGGCCAUACUGUAAGUUGCAUACUUAG